Molecule: messenger RNA, 675 nt
Organism: Xyrauchen texanus (razorback sucker)
Lineage: Eukaryota; Metazoa; Chordata; Actinopteri; Cypriniformes; Catostomidae
Product: mitochondrial import inner membrane translocase subunit Tim17-B-like
Exons: 6
Coding region: 1-492 (163 amino acids)
Biological process (GO): protein import into mitochondrial matrix
Cellular component (GO): mitochondrial inner membrane; TIM23 mitochondrial import inner membrane translocase complex
Molecular function (GO): transmembrane protein transporter activity
Source: RefSeq, a predicted model, not a curated record
AUGGAGGAAUAUGCCCGUGAACCUUGUCCAUGGAGGAUAGUUGAUGACUGUGGGGGUGCAUUUACCAUGGGGGCCAUUGGUGGUGGUGUGUUCCAGUCUGUUAAAGGUUUUCGUAAUGCCCCUGUGGGUGUACGACACAGGCUGAGAGGGAGUGCAAAUGCUGUGAGAGUUAGAGCACCACAAAUUGGAGGUAGUUUUGCUGUAUGGGGUGGACUCUUUUCCACCAUAGACUGUGGUUUAGUGCUUCUACGUGGCAAAGAAGACCCUUGGAACUCAAUCACCAGUGGAGCCAUGACUGGAGCUAUACUGGCUGCACGCAAUAAGUUUAGUGGACCUCUUGCUAUGGUGGGCUCUGCAAUGAUGGGUGGAAUCCUGCUUGCCCUAAUUGAGGGCUUUGGGAUACUCCUUACUAGAUACACAGCACAGCAGUUUCAGAAUUCGAGUCCCAUUGUGGAAGACCCAAGUCAGCUUCCCCCGAAAGGAGGAGGAUAGGAAACCCGUGGUUAUGGACCGUAUCAUUAGAACCACUGUGUUACCAUGGUGACUAAUAUAAUAGACUCUGAAAAAAUGAGUGAACUGUUAGAAGUUUAGGAGCCUCUGCACACAGAACCCUCCAGAGACCAGGGGAGGGGAUAUUCAUCAUCUGGCAUUGAUGAUAGAUACUAUUUAUACUGA